AUGUCGCAAGUCAAAAACCAAGACAAUGAUAGUCCUCAUCGUCAGCAACAAGAAGAAGAACCACAACAGCACGACCAGUUAGAAACCAACGUCGACCCAAAGGAACACCCGAAGCUAGUUUCCGAAGAGAAAUUUCUCCUCAAAAUUCGUUUCUCUCACUCUGGAGAAACACAUUCAGUCCUACUCGUGAGAGGAUCUUCCACCACACUUCAACAACUGAUUCGCCUCAUUAUCGAUCAAUGCAUUAUGAAACAUGAAAGCCUUCGGAAUGAAUACUCUCGGAAGCCAUGCAUUAGGCUUAUUCAUAAUGGACGUUUAUUGACUGGAGCAACACAUUCAAAUGCUCUUCCUCAUCAUCAUGUCAAUUUCGAGUUAUUGCCCAUCUCUGUGUUUCAUAUUGAAAAUCAUUCGUUUAUUCAUUGUACAUUCUCCGAAAAGCAGAACCAUUCAUCAUCAUCUGCAACGAAUAAUAUUUCUCUUCAAACACCUGUAGGAGCCUUCUAUCAAGGCUUUGAUGUCUUAUUGAAUGCAGGAUUAGUACGAGAAGAAGUAAAUGAAGUGAGAAGACAAUUCUAUGCCUCACGUAGUCACCUGAUCGACAUGCAUCGGAGAGGACAACUCUCUCAGAAUGACCUGUAUCACAUUGAGCAGGAAUGGAUGAAUGAAUCAACAACAACAACAACACCUUCAUCGUCAUUUCCAAACACCACCACCACCACCACAACAGGAAUGAGUUCAACAACAACACGAUCACUCACUCCUCAACAACAAGAACAACAACAACAAUUACAGGAACAGCAACGCAAUGAUCGUGUCGGAAAUGUCUAUACGUUCUUUUUGGGAGUGUUGCUUGGCUUUUUCUUUGGAAUUAUCACUGUUGUGGCAUUGUUGGAACGAAAGGCAUUGUCAAAGAGACUUGUUCUUGGAAUUCAGGUUGGUGUUGCCACGAAUAUUGCUGUUUCAGUAUUCAGAUAUUAUUAUCCAAGUUUGUUGCCAUACUUGCUGUGA
Naegleria fowleri is the source of this 1008-nucleotide messenger RNA. RefSeq lists its product as uncharacterized. NCBI's taxonomy places the organism in Eukaryota, Heterolobosea, Eutetramitea, Acrasida, Naegleriidae. Gene Ontology annotation, biological process: protein processing. The record is from RefSeq and is a predicted model, not a curated record. Gene Ontology annotation, cellular component: endoplasmic reticulum; Dsc E3 ubiquitin ligase complex. The transcript has a single exon. The coding region runs from base 1 to 1008 and encodes 335 amino acids.